Messenger RNA from Closterium sp. NIES-67, 12305 nucleotides. Lineage: Eukaryota; Viridiplantae; Streptophyta; Zygnematophyceae; Desmidiales; Closteriaceae. The record is from the annotation of a GenBank genome assembly.
UGGUGACUGAGUAGGGUGCCUAGGAUGUCUCGCUGUGGCCACGCAGUCAGUCAGAUCCGCGCCUUCUCGGUAGGAGGCUAGGGUUUCCUGACGCCAGACUCCUGUUGUCCAAGCGAUUGCGCUCAUCGUACCAGUAAUCGUGACAACCGUCAGUCAUGACUCGACAACCGUCCAAGCGUUGAAAGCGUCGUCACGGAUGGCUUGAAAACCGUUCGAUUACAUCUUGGUUUAUCGGCGUUCUAUUCGCUAUCCAGCUACCCUUUUUCUCUUCUACAAAAUGGCGUCAGACGGCUCGUUCCGCGAUCCGCUUCCGUUCUUUGGCCCAUCCACAAGCAUCCCCGAGCUUACCCGACUCUCGCGCCUCUCCAGCCAAUCGUCUCCCGCCAGCUGUCACUGGAAGCUUUUCGACCGUCAGACUCGCGCUGAGUCGCUCUACCCGCCGGGAGACGAUCGCGGACGGGUAACCGUCUGGUCGCUUAAGAUCUCGCCGUCAGGCAAGCGGCUAGCCGUCAUCUGGGGCUCGACAGUUACCAUUUUGUCGCAUUACGAUGGCUAUUCGGCUCCGGUUGGCAGCUUCAGCAUUCCGUCAGAAUCGAGCAGGCAUAGGGUUACCACUUCCACUCAUGUAACCGCGGAGUGGAGUGACGAUGAGAGGGUUCUGGCUGUGGCUGCUUCACACGCUCUCUGGUUGCUGGACACACAAGGGCUGCUGCUCGGCGAAUUGCAUUCUUCCACAUGGCAGCCUCGGGGAUCCACUAUUGCAGGCUGUAUCCUGCGAUCUGCAACUACCUCAGAAUCUACCAAUGCAGGGAAAUCCCUUAGUUCCAGUGCCUACGACAUUAUCUUGGUCUUAUCCCACCCGCGCCCACGCCUCUGGAGAUCCACAGUCACUCUUCCACUGCCUCCCUCUGCUGAGCACUGGGCGAGUUCAGGAGUUUCUUCAGGGGCCGCUGGGAUCUCCUCAGGGGUUUCUUCAGGUGUUGGUUCAGGAGCUUCAGGUGCUGCUUCAGGGGCUUCAGGUGUUAUUUCAGGAGCUUCUGCACCGCGCCCUGGGCGGGUGAACGCGAGGGGGAGGGCGUAUCUGCUUGGGGGAAGGCAUCAGGGGAGCGUAGUUCGCUCGGACUUUCACCCUGUGCUCAGCCUGCUUGCCGUGGCUGGCAUUUGCCCCUCAGUCGGUAAACCAUCCCCCACGCGCCCGCCCACGUCCCUCCUCCUAUCCAUCUGGCACAUCCCCGACCCCCACCACUCUCUGCUACCGUCUUCCUUCCUCUGCCUCCUCCGCUUCGCCCCUCCCCCCCUCCACCCUCCCCAAAUCAAACCCGGCCGUUCGGGGAAACCAGGCUCUGGUUCUGGCUUAGGGUUUAGCUUGGGGGGAGAGGAGGAGGAGGAAGAAGAUGAGGAGGAGGAGGAAGGAGAGGAGGCGGUAGCAGAGGUGCGAUUCUCCCCUGACGGGGGGUCGCUGGCGGUGGUGCACCACCGGGGGGCGCUCUCCCUCAUGCGGAUGUCGGCUAAGGACUCUGAGCUCAUGCUGCUGCCCAGGAGCGCCGGGAGAGCCGUGGCUGUGCCGGCUGGGGCGGUUUUAGAGGAGGGGGAGGAGCAGGGGCCGGGUGGUGGUGCAUGGGAGGGGAUGGGAGGGGCGCGAUUUAGGGUUUCAGGAGGCUUGGCUGGGGAUUGUGUGAACAGUGUCACAUGGCUCAGUGUAGAUACGAUUGUGGUAUCGCAUCGCUCGGGGAGGGUAGCCAUAGCCACAGUGCACGAUCUACGUAACCUCACCGGCCCGCUCCCGCUCGUUUUCGGCCCCCGGGCCGUCCUCUGCUCGUCCAGUCUCCUCGUGCCACGUGGCAGCAGCAGGCCGGGACUGUAUCUGCUAGGAGCUAUUGUCCUAGAGCCUGUCACACGGGUGAUCUCAGUACCAGAUUGGGCUAGGGGGACUCUGGGAAGUACCCUAGGAACUGGGAAGAUUUCUGAAAAUCAGAAAGGAGGCGUUGGUGAGGGAGGGUUGGAGAGCGGCUGGCGGGUUUCGACUCUUGUGGAGCAGCCGGCGGUGGUCGUGGUGCAGGUGUUAACUGAGGAAGGUAGACUGGGAGACGCGCUUGGGAUAGCACGGGCUGCUGGCUUGCACGUGGACUUGGUGUUUAAGGCUGCUUGGACGAGCAUGGGCGUGGGAAUCGCGGUAGAAGGAGGGGGAGGAGGAGGAGCAGGGGCAGAAGGUGGGAGGUUGUUGGGAGACAGGAGACUCGAUGGUAGGGACGAUGAGAGCAAGGAAGAUAGGAGCCAGGAGGAGAAUGAAGAGGAGGAGAAUAAGGAGGAGGAAGAGGAGGAGGUUAGUGCCAUCACGGACUACUUGUCUCGGGUGUCUGACAUCCCCUGGGUGGUGCGGGAGUGUGUGAGCGUGGUGUGCCGCACUGCCAAGGGCAUGGAGCUGCUGCUUAGCCUGGGACUCAGAGCCACGAGCAGUCUCAAGGAAGAGACGCUUAAAGUAGCUGCUGCUGCUGCUGCUGCUGUGGCAGCAUCAGGUGAUGGAGCAGGAGGAGAAGGGGUUGCAGGGGGGGGAGCAGGAGCAGCAGGAGGGGCAGGAGGAGGAGCAGGAGGAGCAGGGGUUGCAGGGGGAGGAGCAGGAGCAGCAGGAGGGGCAGGAGGAGCAUUGAUUGUAGGGGCAAAACCAGAGACAGGGACACAAGCAGCAGCUUCGGGAGAUACUGUGACAAUGGCGAGUGUGAAGCUAUCAGGGGUCAAGCUGGCUCUUGUUCGAAGCCGGUUGCAUCUUUUGUCCUUUCGUGACCGGCUACAGAGCUACCUCGCCCUCAACAUGGGUCGGUAUGACCCCAAACAGUACCGCAUCUUUCUUCUUCUUCCCCUCCAGUCUGCCGCCCAGCGCUUCGCCUCUGCCGGCCGGAUCUCAGCCCUCCACAUCCUGCUACAACGGCACCCCUUCUCCCUCUCCCCUCACCUCCUCUCCCUCCUCUCCUCCCUCCCAGAAACCCUCCCUCCUCACUCCUACCGAGCCAUACUCCCUGGGGCUUCCCCCACGUCUGUGUCGCGAACCAGAGGGGCAGAUUGGGUGGAAAGACAGGGGGUGCUGGAGAUGAUAGGAGCUGUACCGGCUGUAGCAGCUACAGAUUCAGGUGCAGGGAAGCUUGUUAAAGCUAGAUCCGGAUCGGCUGUAGCCUUCGCUACAGAAGAGGUGGUUUUUCUCUUUCAGGGCUUUCAGUAUCCUUCCAAGCCUGCGGUACAGGCUUGGUACCUCUCCCGAACCAGAGAGAUUGAGGAACGGACGGGCCUGCUGCAGCAUGCACUCGCUCUGCUGGAUCUAGGCUUGGCAGCAGGUUUGGCGGAGGUUCGGAAGGUUAUGGAGGACUAUGCUGAGCUGAACAGAGUGGUUUAUGGGGCGUGCGGGGCAGAUAGUAAGGAGGACGAGGAAGGGAGGGAGGAGGGGUAUGAGGAGGGGAAGGAAGGAGAGGAUGGCAGGAAAGAGCCAGAGGACAAAGAGAGGGGGAAAGGGGAGGGGAAAGAGGAGGAGCGAGAGGAGGGGCAGCAGCAACAAUCUACCCUCACUUCUGUUUCUGCCCCCUCAGUCGCCCUAAAGCGAGCCGAGCUCACACUUUCCAUCUGGCUACAGCUCCCAGUAAUCGAACGGUUCAGAUUCGUUCUCGGGCGGCCCCAGCCCUCAUCCAUCGUCUCACGCCUGCACGAGCGCGCCCUGCCAAUCCUGUUCCGCCACCUGGCGUCCCCACAGGAGGUCUGGAGCCUCCUGGAGAAAUGGCUGAGGGAAGAAAUCGCCCCUGUGAAAGGCAGAAUGGCGGUUUUCUCUUCCGUUGUCGCUGAAAUGGCUAAGGGAAAGCACGGCUGCCUGUCUCUCACAAACUCCACUGUCCCCUCUCCCUCCACUACUCCCCUUCCCUCCUCCUCCACUUCCUCUUCUCCCUCCUCGUCUCCCUCUCCCCCUUUCUCUCUCUCGGACCUCGCCUCCCUCUCCCUCCACUGCCUCCCCCUCUCUGCCUCCACCUCUGAGUGGAGCUCCAUGGCCUUCUUGCUCCGCUCCAUUCUAGACUCUCACAAAACCGCAGCCCUUGCAGAACAGCAAAGCGCUAGAGCCCCCGCUGCUGGUGCAGCUGCUGGUGCUGCUGGGGGGAGGGGCAGGCGUGGGGGAGCUUUGGCCCGAGCCUCCGGCGCAGGCUUGGAGAAGCUAGGUUCGGAGCAGCAGGAGGCGGUGGCGAGUGCGCUGCUAUUGGUGGAGGCAGGAGCUGUGCUUGCCACGUAUGAGCUCCCCACACCCUACGCAUCCCUUGUCCAAUCACGGAGCGACACGUCAGCGGCCCUCCACCUCCUCCGCAGCCUCCUCUCCGCCUUUGCCCGCCGCCAACCGCCCCCGGAGGAUCCUGAUUGGCUGGAUCUCUUCCGCCACGUCAGCACACUGAAACACUCGUCUUUCCUCCCCCUUUCCCCGGACUCCCUCCCCGCGGAAAUGGCUCGAGUGUUGCUGAGGGAAGGGAGGUUCGCUUUGGCCAGGCAGUUUCUGGGCAGUGGGGGUGGUGGGGGGAGAGGGAGGGGGGAGGAUGUGUGGCUGGAAGGGGAUGCGGUGUUGAGUGAGGAUCUGGUGGAGGCUCUCGUGAUUGGGGCAGCAAGAAACUUUUUCUACUCGUCCACGACACUCGAUUCUCCAGAUAUUCACAGCGCGUUCGCCUGUCUGGACAUUCUCCCGCGCAACCCAGCAGCAGCAGCCGAGCGCCGCCUCUUCUCAGCCCUCGUGGUGGACCUCCCCGCCUGCCACCUGCACCUGCUGCCACUGCAGCUGCGCCAAACCCGCGACCGCCUCGAUAUCAUACACCAAGUGCUCAACCUCUCCCCCUUCCCCUCCAUCCCCUCCGUCACCUCCUCCUCCUCCUUCUCCUCCUCCUCACCGUUCACCCCAGUCUUUUCCAUUGAUUUGGCAAGCACAGGUGCGCCUGAGAUCCUCACCCUUGCUUGGAAAUUAGGGCUGACGUCAGCAGCGGAUGAAGGGAGGGUGCUGGAAGCUGUGGCUAGGGCGGCAGCAGCGAGGGCGGAUCUGAGGACGGCCAGACUGGUGGUUCAGGAGCUUAUGGGUCGGAAUUAUGCAGGGAUUUGGGAUCUAUGUGCGGCUUUGGCUAGGGGACCUGCUAGUGGGCAGGUGUUGGAGAGGAUAGACAGGAGUGAAGAUGGGUUGAGCAGUAGUGGCAGCAGUAUGAGUGGGAGUAGCAGUGGUACUAGUCUUAGCGCCAUGAUAGGAGGAGCAGCAGCGUCUGCCACUGAUCUUUCUGCUGAUGUCAGCAUGGAUGAUUCCGCCAGCAGCGCAGCAAGCACUGCUGACGUGGACGCUGCUGCAGAUGCUGACGUGGACGACGGCUCCGAUGACAUCAGCAUGCCGAUCCGGAGGGAGUUUCUAGGGUUUGCUCUGGCCCACUGCGACGAGGCUUCCCUCCCAGACCUCCUAGCCUCGUGGCAAGGCUUGGAUGCCACGGAACGGUGCGUGGCGCUAGGUGCGGCGACAGGCUUGGUAGUCCCGGGCCUGAGGGAGCAGGAGGCUCUUCUCCCGGACCUAGCUGCAGGACGAGCCUCGGGCAAGUGGGAAGGUACAGAAGUGCUGGUAAUUCCCGAAGCUGCUACAGCCGUUGCAGCUGGUGGAAGUGGCAGCAGGGGGAAGGGUGGGAGUUGUGGUAUUGGUGUUGGGAGAAAGCUGGCUAGUUUGGGUGGGGGGCGAGGGGCGAUAGGGAGGGAUGUGGGGCGGAGGGCACUGGCGCUGGUGUCUAGUGAUGGGGAGGCGUGGGGGAUCAGGCAGUGGGAGGAGGUGCCUCGCCUGCUGCUGCCGUUCGCAUGCCUUCACCUGCCGUGGAUGCUCCAGGUAAAAACCCGCCGCGCCGCUGCUGCUGCCGCAGCGGCAGCUGCUUCGUCGUCUGCUGCUGCUAGAACAGGAGCCGCAACAGCAGCAGCAGGUGCAGGAGGGGCAGCAGGAGGGGCAUCAGCAGUGGCGGCAGCAGCAGCGGCUGCUGAUCCGAUAGUUGAGCAGAUCGUGGUGCUGAUUCUCCACGUGCUCGCAUCGUGCCAGGUGUCACCUUCCGAUAAGCUCCUGAUCGAAGCAGCCCGGAGCGCGUUAACCGCGGGAGACAUAGUCUCUGCUGCUGCUGCAUCAGCAGGGUUAGGGGGGACUGCAGCAGGGGUAGGAGGACCAGCAUUAGCAAGAGGAGGGGGAGCAGCAGCAGCAGCAGCAGGAGAAGGAGGGGGCGGAGCAUUAGGGGUAGCAGGGGCAGGGGCAGGGGCAGGAGAGGGGAGGGAGGCCAACCCUACCGCCGCUGUUGCAGCUGCUGAGGUGGCAGCGUGCGAUUCGCUGGCGAUGGCGUUCUUGUUACAGGCUGGGGACGCAGUGAGAGCAGCGGGUGUGAUAGACGCAGAGAUGGCGAAGCGGGAGGGGGCGGAUGCGAAGCGGCGAUUCGUGUUGCUGCUGCUGCAGUUCUCAAGCCUCCAUGCCACGCUCUUCCUGCUGGCUUCUCAGGCCAACGAGGCGGCCUUUGUCGGCUCGCUGCUGCUGCUGCCCCCAGUGCUGCUUGCUGGUGUGGCAGGGGAAGCUUCCAGGAAGGAGGAGCAGCUGGGGGAGACAGGGGCGCUGGGGUCCAGGCCAGCAGUGAAAACCUCUGCCCGAGCCCGCCAGCUGUGCAAGCGGUGGUGUGAGGUGGCGCUGACAAUGCAGGGGCGCCUGCGAGUGGUGGAGGACACGCGGGCGCUGAGCGCGCUGCUGCCCCACGCUGACGUGGCACGCUUCGUGGCGCGUGACGUGGCGUACAUGGAGGCCGCUAUCGCCUCAUUGGUCGACACUGCCAACACGGCCAGCAACACCGGCAGCACCAGUAGUGCUCCCAGGGCUUCCAAUAAUGCUGCUGUGGCCAAUUCUGAUUCACUCGGCCCGAUGCCGCAGGCCCUUGCUUCUGCCCUCUCAUUGGCUGAGCUCUACCAUGUUGACAGCUGGCAGGUUCACCUGACCUAUGUCCGCUCCGUGCUGCUCUCUGAUUGGCCCGAGCAAGAUAUCAUUGCUGAGGUGGAGGCACACAAAUCCGACAUCUGUACUCGCCCCACUGCAGCCUUCUCCUCCCUCUGGUCCUCCGUGCUUCCCCGCCUUCUCACUCAAAUACAGCCAAAACUACACACACAGACAUGCCCCCCCACACUCCCCAUCCUCACUCCCUACCUCCUUCGCCUCCUCUCCCACUGCCUCCACGCCACCCUCUCCCCUUCUCCCCCUUCCUCCUCCUCCCUCAUCCCCUCCCCUCCUCUCUCCCGCCCUCUCGCACUCCCUCUCCCUCCCUCCCCUGUCACCGCACUCAACACCUUCCUAUCAUCAGCACAGAGUGCCUCCUCCCUCGCUCUCAGACUCUCUCUCUUGGCAAACCAGAUUGAGAAGGCAGGGGCGCUUAAGCCCCCCUUGAAUGGGUGGGUCCUUCUGGGGGCGGCUGUUUCUGGUGCAGGGGUAUCUGGAGGGGGAGAAAGUGGGGGCGUUGCUAGUUCUGGCUGUGCAGCUGCAGCAGCGGCAGUGGCAGGAGGGGAUGGUGAAGUUGCUAAGGAGGUGGAGGGAGCGGUUGAGAGGGAGGUAGAGCGGUGCUUUGACGGGUCUUCAGUGCUUGCUGCUGCUGAUGUCAUCGCGACUCUCACUGCCGCUUCAGCAGCAUCACCUAAUGCAGCAGGGCCGGCAGAGGCAGGAGGUUUAGAAGACCCAGCCAUACAAGGCCACUUUGACCAGGGGCACCUGCUGUGGCUCUUUGCUAAGAGCCAGUUGCGACAGGCUGGCGUGCUGGGAGAGAAAAACAGUGCCGGCGGCAUGAAGGAGGGACUAAGCCUAGAGGGGCUCCAGUCUGCUCGGGUAGCCAUGUCUGGGUUCUUGCCUCUGCUUUUGGAGGGCAAGCGGAGGGAGUUUACCGCCCUGCUGCUGCAGGGAUGCGAGCGGCUCAUUCUGCAGAGUGCCUUGAGCGAUUGUGACAGAAAUGGAAAUGAUUCUGGAAGAGGUGGUGCUAUUAGCGGUGGUAAGGGAGGGAGGGAGGGGAGGGUGAGAGGUGGGAGGGAUGGAGGAGCGGUUAAGAGGGGUGUAGAGCUGUGGCUUGAUGUUGUGGGCGAUUGGAUGGGGUGUGGUGGUGGGAGAACGGAGGAGAAGGAAGAGGAGGAGAGAGAGGAGAGGGAGGAGAGGGAGGAGAGUGUGGUUGAGUGUGGGAGGUGCGUUCAGAAGCUGUUGACCAAUGGGGUCGUGACACGUCAGCAAGGCGUGCUGCUGCUGCGGUUCCUCUCUGAUUCGCUGCUGAAUCCAAAGGGGGGGCCUCAGAAUUCAACCUCUGCUGCUUGCUCCUUACCCCAUAUUUUAAUGCGCCAGAUGGUGCUUUUAGGCUGCCCCUUGCUCGCUCUAGUCACUGUAGCACAGGCCACACACGGCCGCGACAGCUGGCGGCUCCCCACUGGUCGAAAAAGCCGAGCCCGGCUUACAGCAGCAGCGAAUGGGGGGGUGAGUGGAGCAGGUAGGAAAGCUGGGAGAGGAGUGGCAGCAGCGUCUGGUGCUGGUUCCAGGAAGCUUCCUGGUGAUGCUGGCAGUGAGACCGGGAGCACGGGCGGCGAACAGGAGGAGUUGGCCAUGAGUGACGUCAGCAGGGCUGAGGGCAGGCGGGGGAGAGAUGAAAGGGAAGAGGAGGAGGAAGGAGGGAAGGUGGAGGAGGAUCCGAUGGAUUUGUUUGCUUCUAUGGGCUUGGUUUCCUCUGCUCCUCGUUCUGCUGCUGCUGCUCCUGCUGCUGGCACUGGUAAGGCAGCAGCUUCCAAGAAGAAACCUCUGGUAGUCUCCAAACCUGCUGGCAAGCUCGGGGCGGUCCGAACCAGAGGUUCGACAGCUCCGGCUGUAGCUCCUGCCGAAUCGGAAGCACAGGCACGGAAGCAGGGGGGCAUGUCACCUGCUGCUUCUGGUUCACAAGCAGGCUCGGGAACAGGUUCGGUCCCUGGCUGGAUGCAUGGCUCGGUGGAAUCACUCCCAGACCUGGCAGCAGGCGCUGUCUUAUCCCCGGUUCCAGGUGGUCGUUCAGGUGAUUUUUCAGGUGCCGUUUCAGGUGCCCUGUCUGUUGCAGUUACAUCUGGGGAGGGCGGGCAGAUGACUAUGGACUUUGCUGCAGGUGCUUCUGGAGACGAAGCCCCAGUCUCCUCCCCACAGCCUCAACCGCUGGCUCCCCCUGCUGCUGCUGCUGCUGCUUCUGCUGCUGCUGAUGCUGAAGCUGCCACUGCUGCUCCAGGUGCUUUCCCCCCUGAAAUCAGCAUUUCUGGGCUUUACUUGUCAGUCUUAAAAGAGAUCACGUGUGGGAAGGGGCAAGAGGGGGAGAGGGGGGCGCAUCAUCCAGACAGGCUUGCUCAGGCAGUCAUAAAAGUGAUUCUCUCGCUGGUAGAACCAAGGGUGGGGGACGCAUGGCAGGUACUGAGAGAGGGAGAACCAAGCGAGGCAGGUGAGAGGGAGGAGGAGGAGAACGGGUGGGGGUUGGGUUCUCUAGAGGAUGAGGGAGAUACUGGGGAAGGUUUUACUGGGGAGGAUGAGGAGGAGGAGAGCACUCGGGAGCAUUUUGCGCUUCUUUUAGCUGCUGUUAGGAGUGUUGUUUGGAGGCAGCUGGUCCGCUUGGGAAGCAAGCAAGGGGAGGGUGCAGGUUCCCACCUGCUAAGUGCCACACUUAGUGCAGCACCUAGAGGGGUGGUGCUGGAUGCAAUGAGGGCUGUGGCUCCAGUUUCGUCUGACCUAUCAGCACCUGCCACGUGGCUCUCAGAGAGAGGGUAUUUCAUAGAUGCUGUAGGGCUGGGGGGGAUGGCGAGGGGUGUGGAUGGGUGCUGGGGAGUGUGGGAGCUGGAAGAGGGGGGAGAGGAGGAGGGGGGAGAGGAAGAGAACAGUGCGGGAGGCCUUGCCAUAGACAGGUGGCGAUGGACUGCCCUGCGGUCACGGGCAAUCGUGCAGUCUGAUUGGCCGGGAGCGGUUGCCGACGUGGCGCCGCUGUUGGAUGACGCAGCAGCGGACGGUAGCUUCGGGAGCAUUGGCUCGGCUGUCGAGUCUUUCAAGCGAGCUUUCUUCAUGCUUGACGUGGGGGCAGGGGAGAGGGGAGCAGGGGAGAGGGGAGCAGGGGAGAGGGGAGCAGACGAGAGGGGAGCAGGGGAGAGGGGAGCAGGGGAGAGGGGGGGAAAUAACAGGGGGCAGGGGGGGAGGGGGACAGGCGCAUUGCAUACUCAGACUCAGCAUCAGCAGCAGCAUCGUCAGCUGUCCCUCUUGGCUCUUCUCGCCCUCUGGGACCCACUUCUUGCUCCUAAAUGGUGCCAUCCCACGGCCACUCCAGGCACUGCUGCUGCUAGUGGGCCCUCCUCCUCUUCUGCUGCUGCUGCCGCAGCUGCUGCGGGGCUGCAUCCGCUGCAUGAUUGCUGGUUCCUCCCACUCCGUCGCUGCACUCUCUCAGUGUCACAAGCUGGCGAUCACAGCAGCAGCAGUGGCAAUCAUGUAGAGGCGGGUGUAGCAGCAGCACGGGCGGACCUUCUCCUGCCGUCACUCCUCCUGGCUGCUCUUGACGCUGCCGCCUUUCUUCCGUCUGGGAAGCGAGCCGCUGGCAGAAUGCUGCUGUCUCGAGACGAAGCAGAGCAGCUCCUAUCAGACACCGCUGCUGCUGGGAGUAGCAGCAGUAGCAGCAGUACCAGGACUUGCAGGAGAGAUGGCAGCAGCAACAGCAAGGGUGGUGGUGGGGGAGGGGAGGAGGUAGGUCCGAGUGCGGCCUCUAGAGCUGCGUUGUUCAUGCUGAAAAUAGCCCUUCUGCUUCCGUACCCCCAGAUUUGGCUGCAAUCAAUGCAGCUGCUUAAAGUGGCUGCUGCUGCUGAGGCUGAUGCUGCCGGUAAGGGGAGAGCCAGAGGAGGGUGGGGCGAAGGGUGGGGGGGAGAUGAGGAGGAGGAGGAAGAGGAUGAGGAAGAGGAGGGAUAUGGUGAUGAGGAAGAUUCGUUCUAUGAUGAGGAUUAUAGUGAUGAUGAUGGGGGGCGGGUGGGAACCCGUCGAAGGAAGGGAGGGCAAAGAGGGAGGGGAGGAAAGGAGCACAGCCCGCCCUUGGAUUAUGGGGCUCUGACACUGCUGCUGGCGGCUGACAUCGUGAGACAGAUGGCGGAUGCUCAUUCGGCGGUGGUUCGGCCGCUGCUGGGAGCCAUGGCUUGUAUUAUCCCCCCUCUGGCUGUCAAGCUGCAGCAGGAGAGAAGAGGGGAGAGAGAAGGAGGGGAGAGGGGGGAGGUGGAUAGAGGGGAGGUGGAGAGAGGGGAGGUGGAGGGGAAGAAGGGAGUGAGAGGGAGUGAGGAGAGGGAGAAAGAAACGAGGCUUGGAAGACGGAUGGGGGAGAGGGAGUGGGAGGAGGAUGAGGAGGAGGAAGAUUUCGGUGCGUGGGGCGGUGGUGGUGGUAGUGGUAGUGGUGCUGCCGGGUUGCAGAAGGGGAGUGAGCAGCAGGGGGGGCAGAGGAAAGGCAUGCUGGGCUCGCUGCUUUCUCAUAUCAGCGCCCUUGCACCUUUGCCUGGUGGGGACGGGGACGGUGACAGUAACGAAGAGGAUGAUGACAAUAACGAGUAUAACAGCAGGAGGUCUGGUGACAGGAGCAGGGGUGAGGGGAACAGCAAGAGAGACCAUGCAGAAGCAGCAGUUGUGAGUGCUGCUGGGAGCAGCACACUCAACAGCAGCACGCUUCCUCCUCCUCUCUACCGUACAGCCUUCCCCCAUUUUGUCGCGUCCCUCACAGCAGCGAGACAGUACGAGCUCGCUGCCCCGCUCGCCCUGCAGUUUCUGGGCAUGCCGACUUUUUCCCGCAACUGGGCAGCUUCUCGGGCAGCCCUGAAGGAAUUUCUGGUGGGUGAGCUGAGGGCUGUGGAGGUGGCAGGAUCUGGGAAGGUGGAACCGGGGCAGGUCGUAACUGGUGUUACAUCUCCAGCAGAUCGAUCGAGAGGGGGAUUGCAGCAAGCUGGGUUUUCAAGAAGUGAUACUAAGGAGAGCGGUGGUGGUGGUUGUGACUAUGGCGAAGGGGAGUUCCCGUAUCUCUCUGGUGCGUUGUUUCACAUUAGUGUCAACCUUCCGGACGUGUUGCUUCUCGGGUUGCAGAUGUUACAGAUUGAUGGUUAGGGGUUCGUUCUCUCUAAUACUCCAUUAUUUCAUGGGUAAAAUGCUAGUGCAGCUAACAGAUUUCCCUGGUCAACGCUUGCGUUCUUUGGUUGACAUCAAACAGAUUUCCCCCUCGCUUUAGAUCAAACAGCAACUGCAGGCAUAAUAAGUUCCGAUGUAAUUG